Messenger RNA from Pimephales promelas (fathead minnow), 2687 nucleotides. The record is from RefSeq and is a predicted model, not a curated record. Lineage: Eukaryota; Metazoa; Chordata; Actinopteri; Cypriniformes; Leuciscidae.
UUUGCAUCUGAACUCUUCAUAUAUAUAUGUGUUUAAUAUCUAAUAUCUAUAAUGUUUUUAAUCUUGGGUUGAUAUUCUGAACGAAACGAAAUCUACACAUAAUAGCCUAACAAAUGUUUAGGAUACAACGUGGCCAGUCACCACAGUGUUGGCGCCCUCUGCCGAUUAAUUCAUUGCAGCAGUCUGAGCGGACGAGGCCUUGCGUAAAGAUUAAAAUGAUUUUUUUUGAACAGUGACGCUAGUAAAUAUGGUAUAGAAAAGAAAAGUAAUAUUUACUAUCGAAAAUCAGCUAAAAAGCUAAGAUACACUGCAUCUUUCAUGAUUUAAACAGCGUGAUGAUAGCGUGUGCUGCUUUAGUGGCCGUCAAAUGCCAUACCAGCCGUCAUCAGCACAUGUAGCCUACGUAACUUUACCUUCUUCUCGAACUGCAGAGAGCUUGUUGCAUUGUCCUUGAACCAAACCCAGCUACUUUUUAGCAGGUCAAAAACAACUACACAGGGCUGCUAAUAUGAGCUCGAAGAGAGGCAAAUUGAAACAUAUCAAAAAGGUGCUUAAUUUUGAUUCGCCUUCGCUAGCGCGAUCAAUAAUCAAUGAACAUCCAAACAUUGUACCUGUCGGGCGACAGUUAGAGAGGACACCUCCAGCCAAAAUUGAAAGAGUCACAACACAACGGCAUCCCAGCAAACCAGAUAAUUCUCCAACAUCAGAAAAAGUGGUCAAAGAUGAGCCAUGUGGUCAGGAAAUAACUAAACGCAUUUCUUACAAUGGAUCAAAUGAAGUUCUCCAGCAGCCCGAAGUUAAAGAUGAGAGGAUGUCCAUCAGGAGGUCUAGUUCUACAGUUGCAUCAGCAACAAGUGGGAAUGCAGACCCUGAAAUCUUCAUCCAGGGGAUGCAGGGAUACCAGUGGACAGACACAGACCUGGAGUUUAUCUAUCAAACCAAAUUGAAAAAGCAAGUCCAACAGGCACAGCAAGAGUUAAGCGACAUGCAGAGGUCUCUGAGGAACACGAAACAAAUGCGGGACUUGGCCCUUGCUGCACGUGACAAAAUACAAACCGAGCUCUCUAAGGUGCCGUCAUGUGAACGGAUACAGCAAAUUUCCAUGGAAAUACUUCUGAGGUCCCACAGCUCUAGUCAGCUGGAAGGGCUUGAUUUUAAAGCUCUUAUUGCUAAACUGAAGGUUGCUGAUGUGCAUUGUACUACUGCUGAGGAGAAGACAGAGGUCAGCAAACUCAAGGCGGAGGUGGAAAAAGCACAAGUAGUGAGGGAAAAGGUGGAGAAACUCACGAAGGACAUUGAGAAGGACAAGGAGAGCAUAAACAAAGUCAAGGUAAAUGUGCAUGCGCUUACAUCAGAAAUAUCUGCACUGGAAUCCAAGAUGUCCCGUAAAGAGGAGGCACUUCAGUCAACUAAACCACGGAAAAAAGUCCACAGACGACCUAAAGCCUCUGCCGCUCCUUCUGCUCCUAAACCCCUGAAAACACCUGCAGUCCAAAAACCCUCAAAACACCCUACUUCUCCUUUUACUCCCAAAUUCUCCAAACAUCCUGCUGCUACAUCUACUCCAAAACCCUCCACACAUCCUGCUGCUCCUUCUACUCCAAAACCCUCCAAACAUCCUGCUGCUCCUUCUACUCCAAAACCCUCCAAAUAUCCUGCUGCUCCUUCUACUCCAAAACCCUCCAAAUAUCCUUCGGCAGCUUCUACUCCUAAACCUUCCAAACAUCCUGCUGCCUCUUCUGCUCCAAAACCCUCCAAACAUCCCACUGCUCCUUCUACUCCAAAACCCACCAAACAUCCUGCUCUUCCUUCUACUCCAAAACCUUCCAAACAUCCUGCUGCCUCUUCUGCUCCAAAACCCUCCACACAUCCUGCUGCUCCUUCUACUCCAAAACCCUCCAAAAAUCCCACUGCCCCUUCUGCUCCAAAACCCUCCAAACUUCCUGCUCUUCCUUCUGCUCCAAAACCCUCCAAACAUCCUGCUGCCCCUUCUGCUCCAAAACCCUCCAAAAAUCCCACUGCUCCUUCUACUCCAAAACCCUCCAAACAUCCUGCUCUUCCUUCUACUCCAAAACCCUCCAAAAAUCCCACUGCCCCUUCUGCUCCAAAACCCUUCAAACAUCCUGCUCUUCCUUCUACUCCAAAACCCUCCAACAAUCCCACUGCCCCUUCUGCUCCAAAACCCUCCAAACAUCCUGCUCUUCCUUCUACUCCAAAACCCUCCAGAAAUCCUACUGCCCCUUCUGCUCCAAAACCCUCCAAACAGCCCACUGCUGAUUCUCCUCCAAAACCCUCCAAACAUCCUGCUGCUGCUCCUGCUCCAAAACCCUCCAAACCUCGUGCCACCCUAAAGGCACAGACUGCCUCGAAACCUUCCAAAACCACCACUGGCUCAAAGACCCCAGAGGCUGAGGUCAUUGGCCUCCGCCGCUCUAAAAGAAUCGCUGCUAAGAAAGAGAAGUGAAGAAUUUGCUCAGAAAUGCCCCAUUUGAGUAAAGUUUACCUCAGGAAGUCUUCUUCAAGUGCUCUUUCUCUCAUUUAUUACAAGCCUUGUUUUACUCUGCAAGGACUUUUGUUUAGACUUUUAGACCUAGAGGACACUCAAUGGUGGUUAUUCACUAAUCAGAUGUACUUCUGUCAGGAUUUACUUUACAGUUUAAUGAAACUACAUUAAAAUGUCUUGAACA